Molecule: messenger RNA, 2563 nt
Organism: Clupea harengus (Atlantic herring)
Lineage: Eukaryota; Metazoa; Chordata; Actinopteri; Clupeiformes; Clupeidae
Product: fucolectin-4-like
Exons: 6
Coding region: 272-1249 (325 amino acids)
Source: RefSeq, a predicted model, not a curated record
GAGAGAACUUUUGAAAAAUCCCAACUUUUAAUAUUCUCUCCAUAUUUCCACAUUAUAUCACAUGUACUAAAUAAAAGUUUUGUAUUCACAGUGUAGCACUUUGCCAGGGAUAAUUUUCCUAUGGAUGCUAUUCCGUUUAAUAACAUAGUAAUUUAUUUAUGUUUUUCUUUUUGUUUAGUUACAUACAGAGUGCUGUAAACCUAGUGCUGUGAAUGACAAUACCUAUUCUAGGCUUACUCAGUUCAUCUUGUCUGUGGCUUAGACUUCAAUUAUGAGGCCAUUAGAUAUAAAACCAAUGGGGACACUUUUCCUGAUUAUCUUCCUUGGUGUGUCAGGAUUCACAGUUAUGGCGCUACCUCAAGCUAAAAAUGUAGCAUUGUACGGAAAGGCCACCCAGUCAGACCUGAUUGGACACCCCCAUUCAGGGGAAGGUCAUGCCCAAAAUGCCAUAGAUGGAAAUCGUGACCCAGAUUAUCAUCAUGGAUCUUGCACUCAUACUGAUGCACAGACUAAUCCCUGGUGGAGGGUUGAUCUAUUGAGGCAGUACACUAUUACUUCAGUGGCCAUCACCAACAGAGGAGACUACGCUCCUGAGAGAAUCAACGGAGCUGAGAUUCACAUUGGCAGCUCCCUGCUGGACAAUGGGAAUCACAAUCCACUGGCAGGGGUUAUAUCCUCUAUCCCAGCUGGAAGAACACUCACCUUCAGCUGGGAUAAAGGGGUGGAGGGCCGCUAUGUUAAUGUUGUUUUGCCUGGAAACAACAAGAAUUUGGCACUUUGUGAGGUGGAGGUGUAUGGCUAUCCAGCACCAGAUGGUGAGAAUGUGGCUUUAAGAGGGAAAGCAACUCAGUCAAACGCUCUUAACUAUCAAUUUGCAUAUAAUGCCAUUGAUGGGAAUCGGGAUGGCAUAUAUGACCAUGGUUCCUGUAGCACCACAAAAGCUCAUUUCAACCCUUGGUGGAGAGUGGAUUUGCUCCAAAAAUAUAAAGUCUUCUCUGUGAUAAUCACCAACACUGUGGAUAGUGUUCCCAGUAGACUGAAUGGAGCUGAAAUCCGAAUCGGAAAUUCUUUGAACAACAAUGGCAUCAACAACCCCAGGUGUGCCGUAAUCUCCUCUAUCCCUGGUGGAUUUUCCGAGACCUUUGAGUGUAAUGGGAUGGAGGGACGCUAUGUUACCAUGGUGAUUCCUGGACGUGCAGAGUACCUGACACUAUGUGAAGUGGAGGUAUAUGGAUCACUGCUGGACUAAAGCCCAGGGAAACAGCGAUGGAUAGCAUGAACUACUCUAAAAACACAGCAAAUGUAUUGUUUUGCUGAAUAUGUCAUGGGCAACACUUCCAUUUAUAAAAAUGGAAUCUCUUCAUAUUACUAAAAAUGCAGAAUUACUAGUAAACGUAACAGAGAUAUUAUUUAAAUAUGAUUAGCAGUUGGAACACAUUUUUUACAAUGAGUGCAAUUGCUCUAAUAUUGCAUGGAUAGAAUGUUGGAGUGUAGAUAGAAUGUUUGCCCUGGGUUGUAAAAGGUUGGUCGAAAACUAGCAAUCUAACUACCUAACCUAGCAUGCUAACUCAUUUCUUUUGGUGAUAUAGUUGGCAAGUCGUGUUGUGAAAGCUUUUCUUACAUUUUUUACGUGGUCUGACCCGAAUCACAGAACUAGUUCACAGCCUGGAUUGCAAGCAGGAACGACGGGUGUGUAUAUCUGUCCUUCACAUCACCAUAUGAGCCUACCUUAAAAUGAAUUUGAAGAUGAGAACAGUUCUAGUUACCUAUAAAAACAUGCCUAAAAAAGUGGCAAAUGUAUGCAUACAGUUGAUUUAAUUAAUUGCUGAAAUCAUUGACAAAAUGUAUUACAAGAGAACAGAGAUCAGUAUAUUCACUGUCUCACACCACUGCAGCAAUGUUUCUAGUGUGAAUAAAUGUAUGACAGUUGUGGCUGUAAGACUUCUAGGACAAUCACUUCAAGUGGAGGUAGACAUUAUAAAUUCAAUUUGUCAACUGUCCUGAUUUUUUGAUUGAAGUGAAUCUUUUGUUGCCAGCUGCACUGUACUUCUUGCAUUCUACUAGUAAUUUCAGGCCUGCCUUUGGGAAGACGAGUCGUCUCUCACUUCUUCUCUCAGUUUGUCAUGUCGAUUCGUUUCCCUUCCUACUGGGAGUCUGAGUUCUGUUCCUCUUAAGUAAUAUGUAGUUAAGUUAUGAAUGGUUCUGCAAAAAUAAUAAGAACAACUGUCCUUUCAGUAAAGUUUACCUCACAUCCAGUGGGGCCACCAGAUAGCGCCAAAGAGCAGUUUUCAGUUCCCUAGCUUCUAGAAAUCCACCUGUGCCCCACAUCCCUUGCAUCACCUGUAAACAAACCAGUAGCAGAGUGUUUAUUUAAGCUGGCUAACAUUUUCAGUCGGCGUUUAGCAUUGAAUACCUGUGUCCAUGUCACAGAGUGUGUCGGUUGAGUUCCUCAGUUUUUUUUUGGUUGGACCUUUUAUGUGAAAGUUCUUUGAUGUGUGUUGGAAUAUCUUUGGAUUGGAAAACUGCUGCCUAAGCCUUUUAAUAAAAGCUUGACUUUGCUUGA